This is a messenger RNA of Rhipicephalus sanguineus (brown dog tick), 2119 nucleotides long. Its product is annotated as pregnancy zone protein-like. Gene Ontology annotation, molecular function: endopeptidase inhibitor activity. The record is from RefSeq and is a predicted model, not a curated record. Lineage: Eukaryota; Metazoa; Arthropoda; Arachnida; Ixodida; Ixodidae. Gene Ontology annotation, cellular component: extracellular region.
AUGGCCAGUGAGCACGGUGCGUUGAGCUUCAAGGAGAAGAUUCCACACAGCAUCACUGAGUGGGUGGGGAGCACCGUGUGCAUACACUCGGAGGACGGUAUCGGCGUCUCGGAUCCAGCGAAGAUCAAGGCGUUCCAGCCUUUCUUCGCAUCCUUCAACCUGCCUUAUUCGGUGGUGCGCGGAGAGCUCGUGGCCGUCAAAGUGUCCGUGUUCAACUAUCUCGAAAAGUGCCUGCCGGUCGACCUAAGGUUGGCUGAGUCCGCGGACUACCAUAUCGAGGGCGAGUCGGAGACAAUGCUUUGCGUGUGCGGCAGCAAGAGUCAGGUGCACAAGUUCCAGAUCAGACCGCAGAACAUCGGGGAGGUGAACUUGACUGUGUCGGCGUCCGGAUCGCAGAGCGACACCGCCUGCGGACAGCAGCCCACCGAGAAGGUGGUGGCCAGGGAUGCCGUAACUAGGCCUCUCAUCAUUGAGGCUGAAGGCUUUGAGAAGGAAGAGAGUCGGAGCGUGUUCGUAUGCCCUAAAGAGAACUCGGCGAAGAGCGAGUUCGACUUGGUCCUUCCUGAAGACUUGGUGGAGGGAUCCGCUCGCGCUUACGUUUCCGUAACAGGAGAUAUCAUGGGCCCCGCAAUCAAGAACCUGGACUCGUUGGUUCAAGUGCCUACGGGAUGUGGAGAGCAGAACAUGGUCAAGUUCACGCCCAACGUCUACGUGCUCGACUACCUGAAGGCUACAGGAAAGAACCAAGAAGAAACCGAAAGGAAAGCAGUGAACAACCUCAAAACAGGUUAUCAGCGCCAGCAGAAAUACAAGCACUCUGACGGCUCCUACAGCGCCUUCGGAAACAUCGACUCAUCGGGUAGCAUGUUUCUCACGGCGUUCGUAGUGAAGUCAUUCAAGCAGGCCGAGAAGUACGUCCUGAUUGACGCCGGAAACCUGAACGAGAGCAUCAAGUGGAUCAUAACUAAGCAGAAGACCAACGGCUGUUUCCAGAACGUCGGCACUGUUCUGAGCUCAGGCUUGAGGGGCAAGGUGAACUCAACUGCACCGGGUGCACUCACGGCAUACGUGCUGACAGCUCUGUUGGAAGGCGGCCUCGCUGACGCUCAAGUCGUAGAGCCUGCGCUGCGCUGCAUCAGCGCCCAACGUGAUCCGAGCGCCCAUAACCUGGCGCUGUCUGCCUACGCCGCUGCACUGGCCGGAGACGAGUCCGCCAAGGCUUACCUCGAGAAGCUCGAAUCUAUUGCAGAUCACAAGGGUGGCCUUACAUACUGGAGCAACGCCGGCAAGAAGGGGCCUUCAGCGUCGGCCGACGUGGAGACGGCGGCGUACGCGGUGCUGGCCUACCUCAAGCUGAACCCAGAGGAGAACCUGAAUAAGGCACAGCCAAUUGUCCGCUGGAUGGCAACCAAGAGAAACAGCCGCGGAGGCUUCCCGUCUACGCAGGACACAGUGCUCGGCCUUCAGGCUUCUGCGUUCGCCACCUUUGUCAGCAAGGAUCCUGUGGACAUCACAGUUAAAGUUGACGGCAACGGCAUUACCGAGUCUUACAACCUGAAGGAGGACACUAAGCUGGUGGUACAAGAGAAGAAGGUCGUGAAGUUGCCCAACAAGCUUACCUCAGAAGCAACGGGUCCCGGAUGCGCUUUGGUGUCGACCACAUUGAAGUACAAUGUUCACGCGGCAUCCAAGAGCGAAGGCUUUGAGCUUACGGCCACUCCGUCCCAAGAAGCAACAGACUGCAGCGACCUCAAGCUCAAUAUUUCCAUCAGGUACGAUGGCAAGCAGCCCUCUAACAUGGCAGUGCUGGAGCUCAAGCUUCUCUCCGGCUACGUCCCUGACGAGAACCACAUACACAGCCUAUACCGUGAGAAAGGCGUCAAGCUGAAGAGGCACGAAGUUGAGAAGAACCAAGUCAACUUCUACUUUGAGGAGAUAACCUCAGAAAACAAGCGCUUCGACGUUCGCCUCCACCGCGAGUUUGCCAUUGAAGACGCGAAGCCCGCCACAGUUAAGGUCUACGACUAUUAUGAGCAAGAAAACAGCAACUCUGUGCCUUACUCCCUCGUAGUGCCCUGCUAGUAAACAUCACUCACCAUUUAUUUUCAACAUUUAUUUU